CAGUAUUGGUGAAUCGGUGCCGCCGACGCCGCCGCCUCCAUCUCCGGGGAUCGCCGCCGCCGCGCGCCGUCAACGGCCAGCAUCGCUCCUUCGAAGCAGGCCGCGCGCGCAAUAGCCGCAAGCGCUGCUUCCGCCGCCGCCGCAGCCGCCGCGCUCCAAGUACCGCCUCCAGAAAUGUCUCCCCCGUCGGAAUCGAGCUCAUCUUCUCAUCCAGCUCCUACGCGGUCCACCUCUUGUACAGUCGCAGCCACAAGCUUCCUUCCCGGCGUCUCCGAUAUAAGCCCAAUCGACGUCUCUGAUGCAGCUCGGCGGGACUCUGGUCGCCACAUUGUUUCCGACAGGAGGAUUCGGCCUUCAGGUUCUAAAAUUCAGAAUCAGAACUGCUGGAGACGAGACUCUCAGUGGGCCAUCUCCGCUCAUCUAAACCAUGUGGCAUAUGGGCUGUAUUUUCAUUUCCACGGCCCGCGAGGCGGAAGCCCACUACUUGGUUCCCGACGCCAGCACAACGGCAUUGAAAUUCUCCGCCUGCCGCCCGAACUCCCCUCCCCUGCUUCUCUUCUCCCCACCUCGCCGGAGCGCCAAGAGCCCAUCCAUCGUCCCCACCUCCGUUCCUCUCUCCACCGCGCAGCGCUCGCCGCCUCUGCUACGCUGCACAGCGUCGGCGGCCGAUGGACCUGUUCCCCGACCGGGGCCACGUGCGGCUGCGGAGCCGCGUGCUGGGCACGUACCUCCACGCCGACUCCGACGGUGCUAUCAUCUCCUUCAGCGAGAACCGGGCGUUGAUGAACGUGGCGUGGGCGGUGCACGUCUACCAGGACGACCGGGACAACAUGUACGUGCUGCUGCAGGGCGCCGCCUACGGCCUCUACCUCGCCUCCACCGGCAACCGGGCGGAACCGGAGGUGGCUGGCCACCAGGGAAUCUGCGUCUACCAGCACGACUACGACGAGCCGGAGGUGAGGGCCAUCAUGUGGCAGGUCGUCGUGUCCGGCUCCGGGGACAACGACGUGCUGCUCCGCCAUGCCAACGGAGGCUACCUCCGCGCCAACGGGAAGUACCCCACCAUCGACGACUCGGACGGCCGCCGUAGCAUGAUGAUGCUCUGGGUCGUGGAGCCCAUCCCCGCAAGACAGGACAUGCCUGGCCUUCCUCGUCCCCAGAUCGAGGCCGGGAGCAGUUCUUGGCUUCUUGCCACCUCUGUUUCCUGACUUCUUCUCGGGAUCAAAUUUGAUGUGCGUCCGACCGGGCCGCUACGCGCGGCUGAGCCCGAUGCUCAUCGACCUGCCUCGAGAUGGCUACGGCGAGACCCUCUUCAUGGUCGUCGUCAUGACCGGGACGCCUGCCGAAGCUCAUCUGCAACUGCGAUACCCGGAUAUCGAUGCGGAGUAGGUGAUAUCAGAGUCGGACUCCUGAUGGUCGCCUCACAAUUCACCUCUUUAGAAGUGCCGCUGCCUCGGACACGACAACAUGAGAAUUCAGAAUUUCUGCGUAGUGAUAUAGGUUCAGAAAAACUCAGCACCCCCUGUGUUUCUGCUAGCCAAACUUGAUCCGUUCUCCCCACAGGAGGAACCUGUUGGUUUCGGCUUUGUGGUUCUAUAAUUCAGAACUGCUGAAAGCAUUAAGUAGAAUGGCUGAACAAUGUUUGCUAUUAUCCUGGCAACUACUUGGUCGUUUAUAGCUCCAUUUCUCUUAGAUGAAGCUUCUGAUGUCAUCUGUUUCAAUUCACCUCUUCAGAACAUGAGAAUUCAGAACUUUUGUGAUACCAAUAACUUCUGGGCACAUAGCAAUUUCUGACACGCGGAGCUUUUGUGGGAUUGCUUUUGUUUCUUUUUUUUCGUUCUCAUCUAUUUCAGUUACCUCAAAUCAAAACCGGACGUAGUCCAAUUGUCUGGUCGACGAUCCUUGUGGAAUCAUACCUUGGAAUCAACCUGACAAUCAAUACUUUCUGCUUUGGCUCUCAU
This is a messenger RNA of Brachypodium distachyon (stiff brome), 1961 nucleotides long. RefSeq lists its product as uncharacterized. Lineage: Eukaryota; Viridiplantae; Streptophyta; Magnoliopsida; Poales; Poaceae. The transcript has 4 exons. Bases 669 to 1208 code for a protein of 179 amino acids. The record is from RefSeq and is a predicted model, not a curated record.